Sphaerodactylus townsendi is the source of this 7469-nucleotide messenger RNA. RefSeq names its product tudor domain containing 15 (gene TDRD15). The record is from RefSeq and is a predicted model, not a curated record. Bases 212 to 6682 code for a protein of 2156 amino acids. Gene Ontology annotation, biological process: spermatogenesis. NCBI's taxonomy places the organism in Eukaryota, Metazoa, Chordata, Lepidosauria, Squamata, Sphaerodactylidae. The transcript has 4 exons.
GGCAAUUUUGGAGCCUUUUAGGUGGGCGGGGUUGCUGCUGAGGGAAGAGCAAAAAACCGCUUAAAAAGCCCACAUCUAAACCGCAGAGAGUUUGGGGACUGGGGAGAUGGCCGCGGUGGUGCCGUUCCGCUGGUUAUGGAAAAGACUCGAACUUGUAAUGGUGCUUUCAAGAAAACACCAAGUUGCAUCACAUAUACAAGUAUAAAUAAACAUGAGUCCAGCGAUGCCUUCAAGAUUAUUCAAACAAAAAUGUGGAAUGGAUUUGCCAACAAAAUUCAUAGAUAUAGAUCUGAAGAUAACUAACAUAUACUGCCACCUGAAGGAUGUUCUUGUAAAAUUUGAGGGGUCUUGUAACGCAGACUGUGAGUUUGAUUACCAUAUAUUGCAGAAUGAAAUACAACAGGUAUCCAAAGUGAAAGAUUGCAUUGGCAUUGGUGAGCUUUGUUUGGUAGAAGAUCCAAAUUGUGGAGAAUGGUACAGAGGAAGAGUAAUACAGAAGAAGAACCACAUUUAUGAAGUAUUUCUGAUAGACAGCGGGGGAAAAAUAGCAGUUCAAGAUAUUUGUAUUGCGUCUGCCAUUGAUGAAUUGUUUCAGCUUCCUCCAAAAAUGGUUUGUGGAAUCUUUGCAAAUAUGCUUCCUGUUGAGGAAAAAUGGUCUCCAAAAGCUCUGAAUUACUUUUCAUCCUUAGUAGACUUACAAAUUAAAGGCCAUGUGCAAGCCAUUAUCCCAUACCACACAUAUCUUCUUGAUGUGCCAAAAGUUACUAGUGAUGUAAUAGAACUGAAAUUAGGAAAACUUGUUGAUGGAGACUCAUUCCGUCUUAUUGUAGAACUGUUAGCUGACUUGUCAGAGGAGCCCAUAUAUAAGCAAAUGCCAGAUUUGAUUCAGAAGAAAUACAAAAGACCUGAUUCAGCUUUUUAUAAUGGUAGGAUUCAACCAGAUUUUCAACCAGUUUUGGGUAGGCUUCAACCACUUUUAUCAGUUGGAGGAGUAGAACUAGCAAAAAUAUCAGUGGCCAUCAGUCCAAGUAAAUUUUAUUGUCAGCCACUGUUGCGUCUACCGGAGCUUGAUGAGUUGACAAACAGCAUGUCUUCAUACUAUGAAACUGUUAAUAAAGAAAAUAUUCCAUCUUGUGACAGUCUGGGAGUCCUCUGUGCGGCAAAACGAAGAGAUGGUCAUUGGUACAGAGGAGUGAUACAAGAGCUCCUCUCUGAUUACAGUGUGAAGAUUUGGUUUGUGGAUAUUGGCAAUUGUGAAGCUGUGCCUUCUACUUGUGUUCUGAAGCUUCAAUCAAAAUUCAUAUCGGUGCCUACGUUCUCAUUUCCUUGUGCUCUGUCAUGUCUUAGUGACCAGAAUGAAUCUGUAAGGAAUAGUCAGCUGAAAGAAUUUACAGAGGUCCUCUUAAGACAGAGCAUGGUUUAUCUCCACAUUGACUUAUUUGAUGCUGAUGAACAUUUGUAUUAUGUUACACUGCAUAAGCAUGAAUCAACUAGGCAUGGUGAAUAUGUGCAACAGGGAAAUGAUGUGGUUCCAAAAUGUUGUCCUUCCUGUAAAACAGAAAUUACAUAUGAGGACAUGAAAAUUUCUGAUGCCAGCCCUUUCUUUGCUAAGCCAGCUCAGAAGAAUGUGCUACAAUCUGGAAAUUGUUCAAAUGUGAAGGACUGUCCCAUAAGUUCUGUUUUAGCAAUACCUGACAGGACAACAGAAAUGAAAGUAGAUGCUGUCUGUGUUGCUUUUGUAGAAUAUGUUUUGAAUCCCUCAAAUUUUUGGGUUCAAACGAAUGAUAAUCUAGAUAUGUUUGAAAACUUGAUGGAUAAAAUUUCAGACGUAUAUGAUGCAAGUGAAACAGGUAAUAAGAUUCUAGAAAAUCCAGAACCUGGAAUGCUGUGCUGUGCACGCUAUAGUAAGGACAUGCACUUCUAUAGGGGUGUCAUAGAGCAAGUAGUUGACAAUGUUAUUUAUGUUUAUUUUUUGGAUUUUGGUAAUACUGAAAAAGUGCUGGUUUUUGAUGUGAGACCUCUGCUUCCAGAGUUCCAAGAGUUACCAGCUUUAGCCAUAUCUUGUUCACUCGCCUGUGCAUUUCCAGUUCAAGAUGUAUGGACUAACAAGGAAACAGAUUUCUUUAAAAACUUGGUGUUUGGCAAUCCAGUCACACUUCAUGUAGUUGGAAAACAAAAUGAAAAAUACAGUGUCAAUAUUCAGUGUAUGAAUGGCUCAAAGCAACUUGAUGUUCUCACAUUUAUGGUUCAGGCUGGAUAUGCUGUACGUUGGCAAAUAAAGCCAGAUCCAGUCCUGAACAGUAUAAGGUUUUUAAAAAAACGAGACUCAAAAUGUAGAAGUAAAAGCAUGUGGCAUAAAGACCUUACACAGAAUAAAAACAUAGGGGCAUAUAGAAAUGUUAAUCAAUUACUAAAUAUUCACACUAUGACAAAAAAGAGCUCUUCUGAUUUCCCACAAUGGGAAAAAAUACUUUCCAAGAAAUAUGGGAGAAUGUCUGAGGAAAGUAAUACUAUGUCCCCCUAUAAAGAACAUCGAUUUAAACCAGGAACUGUCCUCAAAGUUAUAUGUUGUUGUUGUACUUCACCAGGUGAUUUUUCAUGCCAGCUACAGGCUAAAUCGCCAGAACUAAAUAACUUAAUGGACCAAAUUCAGAUUCAUUACAAGACUCUAACCUCACCAUAUCAAAGUGGACAGCUUGCAUGUGUCGUGAAAGACUCUAAAGAUGGAAAGUGGUACAGGGCUUGCAUCCAGAAGUACAUAUCCAAAACCAGAAUUGAAGUUGUAUUAGUAGAUUAUGGAAAUCAAAUAAGUGUUUUGCUGGAAGACAUUCAAGCUAUUCUUCCAGAUUUUCUGACUUUGGAAUGUCAAGCAUUCAGAUGUUGUCUUAAUAGUGUAACUCAGUCUUUAAAGUUUGACCCAGAUAAUUGGACUAUGGAGGCUUGUAAUGAUUUUAAAUCCUUCAUUUCUUCUUCCAGUGGAUUGUUGACUUGCACUAUUUCUGCCCUUGUUAAGAACCGUGGAUGCCUAUAUAAUGUGGUUGACUUGUGGACUCCAUCUGUCAGAGCACAGCAAUUUCUCUUAGACUGUGGACAUGACCAGUUCUGCUCUCUUGAAUUCCCAAGAUCACUUGCACCAUCCUUCUCUCUGUGUAGCUUUUACUAUUCAUCUUUUGAUAUGAAAAUUGGAAAUGUAGAGGAGGUAUGUGUAACCCAUAUAAUCAGCCCUACAGAAUUCUAUUGCCAGCUAACUAGAAAUGCAGAUGAUAUUGAUAAACUGUUUCGAAAAAUUGCAGAAGUCAGUCAGAUGGCAAGCUAUCUAGGCCAAACAAAUACCCAGAGAUUAUGCUUAGCAAAAUAUUUUGAAGACGGCAUGUUUUACAGGGCCUUUGCAUCUCCUGUAGGAUCAUCAGAUUACUUUCCUGUAUACUUUGUGGAUUUUGGGAAUAAACAAGUGGUGGCAAAUGCUGAACUGAUUAAUGUUCCAGAUCAUGCCUCAGAAAUAUUAUUCACCCCUAUGCAAGCUGUUGAGUGCUACCUGUCAGAUCUCAAAGAUACUGAAAUUGCAGUUGAAAUAAAUAAAUGGUUUGAGAACAAUUUCUUAGGUAAAGAACUGAAGGCAGUAAUAGUAGCUAAAGAAUCUGAUGGCCAACUUGGUGUGGAGUUGUAUGAUAACCAUCUACACAUAAAUAAGAAGAUUAAGGAAUUAUUAUUAGAGAGUGCAGCAAAUGGGGAUCCAAAAUAUGUAAACAGAGAUACAAAAAAGCCUUUGGAGGACCAAAAUGUGAAAGAUGAAGGACAGAUAACUGCAAUUACAACGGAAGUUAAAAGACAAACAGAGAAUCAGAUAAAUUCUUGUUCUCAAAAUGAUGAAAUACAUGCUGAAUUAUUAGAGAGUACCACAGAAUGCAAUGCGAAUCCAAAAUAUGUAAACAGAAAUAUAGAAAAGCCUCUUGAGAACCGAAAUGUGAAACAUGAAAAAAAUAUAACUGCAAUUAUAACCAAGGUUAAAAGAGAAACAGAGAAUCAAGUACAUUCUUGUUAUCAGAAUGAUGGUGAAAUAUAUGAUGAAUAUGUAAAAGAAACUGUGGUAGAUCUGCCGAAACAGUUCAGUAAGUCUGUACAAGUUUCAGUGGGCUGUGAAAAGACAGAAUUAGUCUUGCAAAACACUUCCGGAAAGAAAGAUAAGAGUGUAAAUGGAGAACUUAGUGAUGACCCAACACUAGAAUUCAAGGAGAUGCUUGCAGAUAAUAUGACUGAAUUGCAUAGCCAGCAGCCAAGCACUUUAGGGCAAGUAAGGAGCACUUCGGCUAAGCAAAAGUACAGAGAUCUUAUACAGUAUAACAUUGAGCCAAAUUCUGAAGUCAUGUGUUAUAUUUCCUUCAUAGCUAGCCCAUCCAGUUUCUAUGUUCAUGUUGAGGAGAAUGAGAAUAAAAUUUUGCAGCUUGUUGAAGAACUGAAUAGAUGUACGCUAGUUUUAGAACCACAGACUGACAUCGAGGAAGGUGACAUAGUCUUAGCAGAGUAUGAAGUGGAUCAUUGCAUAUACCGAGCUGUUGUUAGAGCAGUUCAGUCAGAAGCAUUCUGUGAAGUUGAGUUCAUUGACUAUGGUAACUUGUCAACUGUGAAUGUGUCCAAAAUCUAUAAGAUAGAAACAAAAUUCUUAAAUUUGCCAAGACUUAGCAUACAGUGCUUCCUUAGUUACGCAAACUGUAUGUUUCUUGGUAAAAAUUGGAGUUGUGUUGCUACUGCCUAUUUUGUCAGUAAAGGAAAUGAUCAGCAAGUUAUUUGCAAGUUUCUAGAACAACAUGGAGAACAAUGGGAAGUUUUGUUAUGGGAUCUGUUUUGUCUUGGAGUGUCUGUUAUUGAAGAUUUAACUCAGAUGGAAACCAGUCUGGGUUUACUAAACAUGCCUGUGGCAGGUACAGGAGAAGUAAUAAUGUGGCUGCCAGUUGCAAAUGUGGGUAAUAACCAAAGUAACCAAAUUGUACAUGAAGAAGUUGAAUCUGGACCUACCGGGAAAAGUCUUCCUAAAAUUGCCUAUCAAAAAAUAAACCCUGGACAGCUAGAAAUUGCUGAAAUAGGUCACAUUUCCAGAAAUGGGAAUUUCUAUGUAAAAUUAACAAAGGAUGAACAAACGUUGCUUCAUUUAAAUAUGAUGGCUGCUGAGGAAGCAGCUCAGACGGCAGUUGCAGUAGAAAACAUUCACGAAGGAUUUGAAUGCCUGACAAAAUCAAAAAUUACUUUCCAAUGGCAUCGAUCUGAAGUUAUAAAAAAGUUUGUAAAUGAGAACAUUCUGGUUUUUUUGGUGGAUUUGGGAAUAUAUGAAAUGGUAUCAUUUAACGAUACAAGAAGGCUGAGCAGGAAGAUGAGGAGAAUUCCAAGGUGUGCUAUACCUUGUAAGUGGGCUUGGAUUGGAAAUACCGAUAGCCUGGCUUUUGAGAGAGCUCUGAAGAUAGUAAAAGGUCAGGAGAUAAAGAUACUAUUUGUGAAAUACCUAGAAUCUGCUUUAAUUUGGCAAGUAGACAUUUUGGUGGGUGGGAUUCUGUUGCUUGAAUUUUGGUCUCAAAUAUUUAAUCAAGGAAUGUUAGAGAAAUGUAAUGUAUUGGAAGGCUUAAAUGUGAAAAUGAUGGUGCCCGAGUAUUCAUUUCAGAAGAGUUCAAUUUCCUGGGCAAAGUUUCAAAACAAUCGGCAUUAUCCUGGUUUUGUCAUAUCAGUCACUGAUCCUUCAAACUUUUGCAUCCAGUUGGAAGACUCAUUCAAGACUAUGGAAGUGUUGUUCAAGUUGCUCUCUGAUCUGCCUGAAAACUUGCCAUCUGUGCCAAAGGAUCUUAUUGUUGCUGGUACAGGCUGCUUGAUCAAGACUGAGCCUAAUAAAAAAUGGAAUAGAGUUGAAGUUUCUGAAAUCUCGGAUCAAUUAAUCCUUAUAUUUGUAGAUGAUGGAAUAUUGGCUCCCAUACCCAUCUCAAAUUUCCACAGACUAAAAGUUCUCCCGGAGAAGCUUGUAAAUGUACCUCGACUAACUUAUCCUUGCUGUUUAUUUGGGGUGUUACCCGUUCUUGGGGAACAGUGGAAUGAGGAGGCUAAACAUAAAAUUCAGCACUUUCUUCGUAGACAAGGCCUUCUAUUCGAGUUCAGAAAGUACUGUGGGAUGAAGAUGGAGGUAAAUGUGUUAUGUGAGAAGACCAGUGCUGCAGAUGUAUUGGUUGCUUCUGGAUGUGCUGUGUAUUCUUUCAUGUCAAUUAAUUGGUUAGAAUUUAAUGAAUUGAAUUCACAAAUUUUGUAUGAUCCAUUGCAAACGGGCAGUCACAAAAGCUGUGAUGCAGUGACAGUGUUGCAGCCAGAAAAGGAGGACCACGAAAAAUCAGCUUUGCUGUCCAAGCUUACUUGUAACAAAUGCUCAAGAAAGUGCAGUUCUAAAAAACUGUACUGUAGGAGGCAUCAAUGUAAGAAGGUAGCUUUACACAGCAAAACAAGGAAAAAUGAGAAUCUUCUGAAAUGUAACAAGUCCUGCAUUGUCCAGUGUUGUCUCAGAGGAGGAUUGAAGGACACUUAUGCCAUGGGUAUAUUGGCAGAAACGGCACAACCAGAUCCUUCUGGAUUGAGUACAAAUUUUGAUGCAUUGCAAAUCAAUGAAGAGAACCCACCAAAUAAACACUGUACUAGAGAGGUAAAAACUGAUUAGAUGGACUUUCAUGUAUGAAAGACUGAAAAUGUGCAUUGUUAAGUGGCAAAAUUUUUAAUGGAAUAAUUAGUUAUUUUGCUGUUGUCUUAACUCCCCACCAUGAGCUGGAAAAGUUGCAGCUCAGAUCUACAAUCCUGACAUUGAACUGGCCAUGCAGUGAAGUCCUAAGCAGAGUUAUGUCCUUCCAAGCUCAUUGUUUUUAGUGAACUUAGAAAACUGUAACUCUACAUAGAUAGACUGUAACUCUACAUAGCAUUGAUAGCGUGUUUAUUUGCUAUCCUUUUUCAUUUUCUUUGUCAUUUUCUAUCUUAAUUUGAUAGUUUUGAAAUAACAAAAGAGUAAAUGAAAUUACUUUUAUGUUCAUACAGUCAUGUGCUAGUUGUUGCGUGUUGCAUGGAUGUCUUCCUGCAAAUCUUAUCCAGUGUCUCCAUUUAUUUGAUAUUGCACAGAUAGAUGUAAUGUUCCUUUUCGAUGAUAGAAAGGAAUCCUCAUUACUAUUGAAAUAGAAUGUUAAGUUAUUAUUUUGUGUAUGUUUGCCAGUAAUUUCAAAAGCUAGCAGUGAAAGUUAAUCAGGGAAACACCAUUAAAAUGCAGUCCUUCCAUAGACUAGUUUAGGUUGUGGCAGGCUGUUGUUGUAGAGAGGAUCACUUCCAUCUCUGUAUAGAUGAAGAGCAACGUGGGUAAUGAUUCUGACAUGGCUUAGGUGUGGGAUUUUUUGUUUAAACCCAAAGUGGCUUCUUCCUAGAUCUGCCUUCUCAGAGUGAAUGUAAGACUUUCAUUAUCUUCC